Molecule: messenger RNA, 1503 nt
Organism: Nannospalax galili (Upper Galilee mountains blind mole rat)
Lineage: Eukaryota; Metazoa; Chordata; Mammalia; Rodentia; Spalacidae
Exons: 2
Coding region: 121-1035 (304 amino acids)
Biological process (GO): regulation of toll-like receptor signaling pathway
Source: RefSeq, a predicted model, not a curated record
AAACAGGCCAUUUUCUGUGUUUGGACUGUUGGAAUCUCAGAAGACCAAAUCUUUGGGUAUCCUAAGAUUUGGAAAAGGGCUAUCCUACGUUCUUGUUCUUAGAAGAACUUGUCUAAUAAAAUGCUUGGAGAAGCAUUCUUAACUGAAUUCCUUUACAAAGAACAGAAACAUGCAAAAUUUUGCAAACCACUAAGGUGUAAGAAGACUUUAAAUGAUGAAAAAGAAAUGUGGAAAAAGAAGCUUUUAGAUAGAGAUGACAACUCACCUCCCCGGCUUAAGAAGGAAAAUGAAGAGAAAGUUAUAAAAGGAAGUUUAAUUGAACUAGGUAAUGACGCAGCUCAAGAAAACCCUGAGAAUGAGCUACUGGUGGCAAAAUGCAAAAGUACACCUCUUCCAGGAAAUGUAUCCAUUGCAUUGCCCAUUCCAAGGAGGGAACAUGAUGAACAACAACUGGAUUUAUAUCGAUCCUGGUCAUGUACAAGUAUUUGCCAGAAUUAUCCUGACCUGCAGAUUGGAGGUGACCAUGUUGGGAACAUGUAUGAUUCUGGCUGCUCUGUGGAACAUACCCAUGAUGAGUUUUGUAAUGGUCCCCUUUUAUUUUCAGUGGAUAAACCUUUGGGUCAUUCUCCUAAAGUUGAUUCUUUAGAGAAAACAUCAAAGUUGUUAAAUGGGGAUGAAAUUCAAGAAAAGAGUAUGAUAUUACAUAAACAGCCGCUUUCUAAUUCUAUGCUUAAUAGUUAUAUGGAAAAAAAGGUGGACGAACUCUACAAACAAUUUUUGGAAGAAAAUCUCACCAGAUGCCUCUCUAUAACCAACUUUAUGACGUGUAAUCUGCUAAUGAAUAAUGUCAAUCAGAUUAGCCUUCAAAUUUCUCAAGAGCACAAUAUAGAGGCAUCAAAAACACGAGAAGCCCUCCUACACUCUUUAGCACGAUGUAACCUUCAUAAUGUUUCCCACAGAAAUAGUACUGAAUUAAGCACACCUAACUUACAAAUAUCAAGCCACUCAGGGAGGGAGCUUGCAUCAUAUCUAUAGUGGGAAUCAACUACAGGUUGGCUGGAUUGACUUAAGAGGCUUCAAUAACAACACAGUUCUCUAGUUUAUUAUGUCACAUUAAGUUUCCUUCAUGGUGUGAUAAAUUUUUUGAGAAAUGAUUUGGCCCUUGGUCAUCUCAGUUCUUGUAGGAGAUAAUAAAUAAGAUUUAUGUCCGUCUUUUCUUAUUGCACUGCAUUGAUAUCUUUAAUAGUUGCCACAUUCAAGUUAGACUGUUCUGUAUGUACAUAUUUAUCUAACUGUUCUUGACAUGCAAAAUCCACUACCUCAUUGUCGCUAAGCUUUACCACAAAAAUGGUAAGAGGAGUACAAAACUGCUGUAAGCUAUUAAAAUGACCCCAGAAGUUAUAUCAGGUGUGCACUUACCUCUUCACAGAAAUCUUUAGAGACAUAUGAGCAGUGUUUAAAUAUCCUUCCUCUUAUUUAUUCAUUUACAGUGACUACCAGAAU